AUGCAUAGCAUCUUCAAACUAAAGGAACACCCUGGCCAGGAAGCCCCUCAGGAGAUUUACGGCUACCGGCCGUAUCUUCUCGCUUUCUCGGCGUCUUGGGCCUCUGCAAUGUAUGGAUAUGACUCCGCAUUCAUCGGUGGCACUUUGAGCCUACCAUCAUUCCAAGCCACCUUCGGGCUUGCCGAAGCAACCAACAAGCAGAAGGCCGACCUAUCUUCAAAUAUCGUCUCGACCUUCCAAGCAGGGGCAUUCUUCGGUUGCGCCUUGGGUUUCUUCCUCGCCGAAAAGUUCGGGCGGAAGAAGUCCAUGAUCGCAUCCGCCUUUAUAUUUAUACUAGGUGCAAUCUUGCAAAUGGUUGGCCGCCUGGAUCUAUUGUACGCAGGCCGUGUUUUCACAGGCUGGGGAGUUGGUGCCUCAGCCAUGGUCCUCCCCAUCUACGUCUCAGAAUGCUCGCCAGCACUCAUUCGCGGACGGCUUGUGGGCGUGUUCGAGAUCAUGCUCCAGGUCGCCCUGGUCUUUGGCUUUUGGGUUAAUUACGGCGUGAACCAGAACGUCCCAGGUUCGGACCCGAAGCAAUGGCAUAUCCCAGUCGCGAUACAGUUCGUUCCCGCUGGAGCCCUCAUUAUGUCUCUCCUACCUAUGAUCGAAAGCCCCCGCUGGCUAGCUUCCAAGGGCAAGAUGCAGCAAGCUGCCAAUGCUCUCUCGUGGGUCCGCAAUCUGCCCGAGGACCACCCGUACCUGUUGCAAGAGCUGGCGCAGAUAGAGAACGCUGUGGACCAUGAGCUGGGUUCCACGGGCGGGAGUCGCAGCUGGGCGCAGAUAUAUAGAGAAAUGCUACAAAAGGGGAUUCGGAACCGCAUCGUGAUCGCCUGCGGCCUAGUCGUUUUUCAGAAUUUUACUGGAAUUAACGCAGUCAACUACUACUCGCCCACGAUAUUCAAGUCUAUCGGUGUCACAGGGACAUCAGCCGGGCUUCUAGGCACAGGCGUCUUCGGCAUAGUGAAAAUGGUGGCUACCGUCUUGUACGCAGGCUUCCUCGUGGACAAGUGCGGCCGACGACCACUGUUGCUUGUCGGAGGUGCAUUUGCCGGAUUUGCAAUGUUCUACCUCGCGGUCUACUCCAAGGUCAGCGGUUCGUUUGUGGCCACUCCUCCGCAGGAUGCCGGGGCUAGGUGUGCCAUCGCCAUGGUAUACCUUUACGCCUUCUUCUACGGGUUCUCUUGGAAUGGCAUACCGUGGCUGUUCACCUCGGAGGUUCUUCCUACACGAGUGCGGACCCUUGGCAUGACGUUCUGCAUUUGUAUCCAGUGGCUUACUCAGUUCAUCGUCGUAUAUUCUCUUCCCCACAUGGUCAUCGGCAUGACAUAUGGUACGUUCCUCUUCUUUGGAUGCUGUACGGUUCUGGCUGUGUUGUUUGCGUGGUUGUUCGUCCCCGAAACAAAGGCGGUUGAGCUAGAAGCAAUGGACCUUCUGUUUGGCCCAGACGUCUCGAUCCUCGCCUGGGAAGCCAGGGAGAGUUACGAAAAGACUGUUCGUGCAAGAGCAAGUGUACUGGGCGAGAAACAAGACGUGGAUCAUCAUGAGACAGUGUAA
This is a messenger RNA of Neoarthrinium moseri, 1593 nucleotides long. RefSeq lists its product as uncharacterized. The transcript has 2 exons. Gene Ontology annotation, cellular component: membrane. The record is from RefSeq and is a predicted model, not a curated record. The coding region runs from base 1 to 1593 and encodes 530 amino acids. NCBI's taxonomy places the organism in Eukaryota, Fungi, Ascomycota, Sordariomycetes, Amphisphaeriales, Apiosporaceae. Gene Ontology annotation, biological process: transmembrane transport; carbohydrate transport. Gene Ontology annotation, molecular function: carbohydrate:proton symporter activity.